AACAUUAGUGUAGAUGAUUUUAGAUAUUAAUUAAUGUGAUUUAAUAAUCAAUAUUUGUAGACAUAUUAAUUAGUAAGAGUAUGGAUUGGCGGGUCUUCUUUGUUCUUAAACAUAAAGGUCUAAAAAUGGUAAAAUCCUUGACAAGUAUAGCUGGUCUUGCCUGUGUGGUGGUGGUGGUGGUGGUAACUGCUCUCUUCAUCUUUAUUGGUCUUUGUAUCUCACUGCUAUAUUUGGGGGACACCCUUUUGUAUUUUUUUCACUUUUAGACAUUUUUUUGGGGACUCUUUUAGUCAAAUUUGGUAACCAGCUUUAAAUUCUUUGAUUCUUAAUUUUUAUUUUAUUUUUUUUGGUGGGUUUUCUUUGGAUUUUUUCAUUGCUUUUGUUUUGAUCAAGAUGAGUUUCAUAAACUUCUUUUUUUUUUCUUUUUUUUUUCUGGUGAGUUUUACUGUCCUUUUCAAUUUCUUGUUGUUCUUUGUUCUUCUAGGUUUUAUCCUUUUUUUUUCGGGGUAUGGAUCAUAUGUUGUUAGUUUUGUUUUAGACAAGAAAUAUGGGGUUUGACUGUCAACAGAAUCGUUGUCUUGUUUGUUAGGUCUUCUGGUCUCAUAAUUAAUUUUUGAGAUGAUUGGAUUGGAGUCACUGAGCAUUUACAAGUUUUUCCUUUUUGGUGCACCGUUAUUUUCCUUUAUUGAGCUAGAUGUUUUAUUGUUUGUGGUAGAUUCAAAUAAAUGGAGUUAACCAUUAUAAAUGGUAUAUCUUGUUUUGCUUUUAGUCACAUGGUGUUCUUGCUGUUGUUGUUAAUGUGAAACGAUAUGGGCAUGGUUUUGAUUAGAUUUGGAUAACCUUAAUCAUCUGUUUGAUCAUGUAAUAUUCAUGUGUUAUGUUGUUUUGAAGAAUUGGCUUCUUUUUAGCGGAAUGAGCUGGUAGGUGGCCAUUUCUGUGGAGAAAUUUUCUAUUUUUGUGUAUGGGAUUGAUUAACUUACUAGGUAAACAUUGUCUUGUUUCUCUUAAUUGACGUUGUUAUCGUAAACUUACCAUUUGUUGUAUGAUCAAUUUGACUUGUGCAGCCCCUACUUGUCGUGUUUCGCAAAUCAUUUGUCAACUUUUUGUUUGUCGUACAUAAUUGAUUAACUUCUUAAUUCUAGGUUUUAUGUUAAUGAUUGUUUGGCUUGUUUGGUAGGUGAAAUUGUUUGCCAUUGGAAAUUUGUUGGCAAGUUACAAACAUAAGAUUCUAUUCCUAGAUAUCAUGCGAUCUCGUAGUUAAUGCAUUCUCAAAACAUUGUUGAUAGAUGGUAAAUCUGAGUUGGGUUAAAUAAUCAAUAAGGAACCUUCCAUGGGGUUUAAAACGGGGUAAUGGUGCAUGGCUUCAUUUACUGCAUGGUUGAGAGUUAGAAAACGCUGCAUGGUCGCUAAUGUAAGUUUUUAUCAUGAGCCUUUGGCCUACCAGAUGUGACAGAGAAAUUAAAGUGUCUAAUGUAUAUGUGCUUCUAAGAGACGGAGAAAGAGAUAGAGCCGCAGAUUUUGGCUGUGCUGCAUCAUCUUGUUACCUCUUAUUAUGUUAGAUGGACAUUCAUGGACCUAGUUACUGCAAUCACUUUGUGAAGCAACUUUCUGCCCUCAAUAUGGAGCUAUUUGCCUGGUUUGUUUGACAGGGUUGUCUUACAAUUACCUGCCAGUCUGUGUUUUGGGGUAGAGGCACCCUUCUGUGAAAAUUAAUAAUGCAAGCAUACCCACGAGAAUGAUAAUUUCCUAGGACAUCUUCCAUGAUCAGUGACAUAGGUUUUGUAGUAUUCUAACCUUUCCCCCUUUUGUAAUAGCAGUUUAAGAUAUAUCCAAUUUAAUUUUGUUAGUUACCAUGGUUUAAGAUACAUCCAAGUUCAUUUCUGUUAGUUACUUCUGCAUUUCCACUAUCAUGAUAAAAUGUGCACCUUGUCUGCUGUUUCUUAUGUUUCCAAUAUUUUUAGCAUUAAAUUUGAGCAGCAAUGUUUGUAAAAGGUGUUUGUUUUUCAGGUAGAGCAAAGAGACGACACCGGUCCUGCUGACAAGUGGUGUCAACUUCCUUUUCAUCAAGGGGGCAAUCAGGUCUUUCUAGUUUUGCGAGUAGCUUAAAGGUGCUAUCUUAACAACACUUAUGCUCAAAUCGGAUGAAUAGUGGGGGAUUGUUGCACUGGAAGCGAAACAUUUCUAUCAGCAUAAUUGGUUUGGAUCUGGAAUUCAGGUGAAUAUGGAUGGUUUGCAACUAGUUUCGAUGCCACCUAGGAAUGCAUUCAGGGCUGAUCGACCUAAAGCACGGAGAGGGCCUCAACCUGAUGUACCUCAUUCCAUUAAGCCAUGCACCAGAGCGUUUCUUGAAACUGGUGCAUGGCAUCAGUCUCAAAAUAAGGGUUCCAAUAAAGCAACUAGAUCAAAUGAGCUCUCUGACUAUCCUGCAUCCCAGAGUUCUGUCACUUGCCCUGAUUUCUAUUAUUCAACCACAAAAGGAUGUAAUGCUCUUAGUUCAUGUGAAGCUUGUAUUGAUAGUUCUAAUGUAGACAAGUCUGCAAAGAAAAAAUGCAAACCAAAAACCAGGAGGAGGGGAAAACAGAACAAGAGAGUUUCAAGUGAUACUGGCUCCACUGAACCUGAAGUUUUAUCUGAGUACGCUCAAGGAAGUUCAACCUCCAAAGGCUGUAGUUAUAAUGAUUUUGGAGAUGAACUAACAUGCUCUGCAACUUCACCAGAAGUUUCACUCAGAGAUGCUAGCAGUAACCAUAUUGAUUUUGAAGGUGAUACUAGAUUUAGCAGUCCUGAAGCCCCAGCAAUAUGCAUGUCAAACAUUGAUGAAGUGGCUAUAGUGGAAACUUUUGAAGCAUUGGAUGUUUCAUCGCCAGAUGGUAGCAGUAGCCAGAAUGAUUUUGAGGUUGAUUCUAUAAUUAGCACUUCGGAAGCAUUGCCGAUCUGCACAUCCAACAUUGUUGAGGUUGCUACAGUGGAGCCCAUUAUACCUUCUAUAGCUCAGAAUUUUCCUGGGGAGCAUCAGAUGAUUAAUUUGGAAAUCACUUUACAGACAAAAGGAGAGGGAUUUUCCCUCUCUGACAUUGGGGUGCAGUGCUCAAGUCAGAUCAGCUGUUGCAAUGAUACACAAUCCAAAGAUUUCUCAUAUGCUUCUGAUUCCUCCUUGGUGUUUGAUUAUUUAUCUAUCGGCUCAAACAGUGAUGAUGGCACUAAUGAUAGUCAUCAUGUAAAAAUAUAUCAUGAAGGUAGCAGCAGAGGUAGUGUUUUAGAAGCACCAGGUUUCAAUUCCAAAAAGGGGUCUUUAUCUCAUAAAAAUUCAUUAAAUGGUGCUGUAGAUACCUAUCACCAAACUGAGGGCUCAAAGCACCGUGGUCAAAAUUUUAGUUGCAGUGACGCACAAUUGCUUAUGUCAGGCAAAAAAGGCAAGCAAAUAAAAACAUUGCCCAGGAGUAGUGCCAGUGCCCACAAAUAUGGAGGUUUUGAAAAUUUGCAUGGCCGGACAGGUAAGGAAAACAACCAUUCUGUGUGGAAAAAAGUUCAGAGGAAUGACACAGCAGAUGAAUGCAGCCCGAAAAUGAAGAUGUCUCAUGCGUGCUUCCUGUCUGACUUGACUUUGAAAGAGGGUCCAUCACUUAAAGGGAACUGUACUCUCUCUGAUGUAAAUUCAUCAUCCAGAACUGAGGGAAAAAAACUGCCAAAAGACAAGGUUACUAAGAAGUUGAAACGAAAAAAUAGUCCAGGUUCCAAACAAGAGUACAGAUGUCAUGGUAGGGGCUAUAGUUCCAACAAGGCCAUCUUGAAUGCACAUGCAAAGACUGGCGUGCAACAGCAUGAAAUAUUUGAUCUCACAGCUCAAGUGAAUGAUAAAAAAGGAGGGAAAUCUAUUUCAAGAACUCAUUCUCUGAAUAGUUGUUUAACUGCUGGAUUCCAUCCCAGCGGAGUUGAAUGCAUGAAUUCAGAAUCAGUUAACAGCACACAAGUUUCCCCAGAUGCAUUACAGCCACUUCAAAGUACUUGUGAUACUGUUUCCAGCACAAGACAUUGCCAUACAGAAAAUGGAGGUAGCUUGCCAGCAAAGUUGUGCAACUCAUUGGAGCAACAUGCGGUUAAGGUGCCUCCAGUUUAUCUUCCUCAUCUUUUUUUUAAUAAAGUUCCCCAACUGGAAAAAGAAGUUACAGUUGCUGAGUACUGUAAGCAAAACCAUAGUUCUGGAACAGUAAUGCAGAAGUGGAUACCCAUUGGGGUAAAAGAUCCUGAAUUGACCACCUCUGCUAGAUUUGGUAAUUCAUCACCUGAUCCUUCUGAUGGACCAGCUGGUGAAGAUCUCACCUUGAGAAAUGUUCAAGACAAAGCCAAUUUUGAUUCUCAAGACCUUGUUUCUUCAUUGAUGUUAGGCACGUGCCAGGAUUCAGGAAAUGCAGUUUGUUUUCCCCAAGAAGAUGACCGCAUUCAAAAGUUGAAGAACUCUACUCUUUGGAUGGAUGAGCUCAACAAGAAGCAUGUAGCAGCUGAUGCUUUAACUAGCGAAUCCUCUUAUCAACAAUUUUCAGCUUUUGAAGACGAAUCAAUAAAGAUAAUACAAGCUGUGAAGGAUACUUGCAGGGUACAGAUGGAAUCUGAAGCUAUUCAGAUGGCCGCUGGUGGUCCAAUUGCCGAGUUUGAAAGAUUUCUUCAUUUAUCGUCUCCAGUUAUUAAUUUUCCCAGUUUAUCAUGCUGCCAGACUUGUUUAGAUGACCGGCUUGUUGGUGCAUCACUAUGCAGACAUGAGAUACCAAAUAUCCCAUUGGGAUGCAUCUGGAAGUGGUAUGAAGAACAUGGGAAUUAUGGUUUGGAAGUAAGGGCAGAAGAAUGUGAGAAUUCAAAUAGCGGGAGCUUUGAUCAUUUUUCAUUUCAUGGCUAUUUUGUUCCCUUUUUAUCAGCAGUUCAAUUGUUCAAAAACCAUUCAAGUCAACCCAUAAACAAUAAGAACAGUGCUCCUGAUCAUGAAAUUUCUGAUACAUAUAAGGCUAGUGAAUCAUCAGAGAACUCUAAUGUUGGUUGUCUUCCAAUAUUUUCUCUACUGAUUCCUCAGCCUCGCACCACAGCUGUAGCUCAAUCAGUUAACUUGACAUGUUCUGAUGGUGCAGAGUUACUCUUUGAAUACUUUGAAUCGGAACAACCUCAGCAAAGACGACCAUUAUAUGAGAAGAUACAAGAGCUUGCUAGAGGUGAUGCGUCUUCUCGUUACAAAAUGUAUGGGGACCCAACUAAUUUGGCCUCUCUGAAUCUCCAUGACUUGCACCCCAGAUCCUGGUACUCGGUGGCAUGGUAUCCUAUAUAUAGGAUACCAGAUGGCCACUUUCGAGCUGCAUUUUUGACUUACCAUUCACUUGGCCAUUUGGUUCAUAAAAGUGCUGAAGUUGAUUAUGCGAGUAAGGAUGCAUAUAUAGUUUCUCCAGUUGUGGGACUUCAGAGUUACAAUGCUCAGGGUGAAUGCUGGUUCCAGCUGCGGCACAGUGUAAACCAGGCAGCAGGAACACCAAUUUCGAACCCUUCUGUAAUUCUGAAGGAGCGGUUGAGAACCCUUGGGGAGACAGCAUCUCUUAUUGCCAGAGCUGUAGUAAACAAGGGAAAUCAGACAUCCAUAAACAGACAUCCUGAUUACGAGUUCUUUCUUUCUAGGGGACGAUAUUCACUUCCAUAGAUUUUGAGGUUGCCACUCUCCGGAGUAGUAGUCUCUUAUGGUUACCGAUCUAGCUCCAUCCAUGUAGCAUAUGAGAUAAAGCUGCUAAUCUAGUUCCAUCCGUGUAGCAUAUGCCUCUUGGCAUGAAUUCCAGUUUCUUCUUAGGAAAUCCUGUAGUGCUGAUUACUGAUCUAGUUGUUUGUUAAACUUGCUGUAAAUAUUCUAGUUGUUUGUUAAACUUCUGGAAAUAUUUGUUUCAGUUUUAGUUGAAGUUCUUGAAA
Populus nigra (black poplar) is the source of this 5934-nucleotide messenger RNA. RefSeq lists its product as uncharacterized. Bases 2222 to 5674 code for a protein of 1150 amino acids. The record is from RefSeq and is a predicted model, not a curated record. The transcript is spliced from 5 exons. NCBI's taxonomy places the organism in Eukaryota, Viridiplantae, Streptophyta, Magnoliopsida, Malpighiales, Salicaceae.